AUGCUAAGAAGGCUUUUACAGACCAUGGCUUUCGAAACUAAAAUCCUCAAGGUAGAUCCCAAGUCUAUUCUAUUUUCUGAGACCGCACACAUUGAUGGCUCUCUUCCAACCAUCACAGACCCUGAAACGGAACAAAAUCUACUAGAGGCAGCUAGAACAAUCAGAGAUACAGACGACACCGUAGGUUUUCCGACGGAAACGGUCUACGGGCUUGGAGGGUCCUCUCUCAAUGACAAGUCGGUUCUUAAUAUAUACAAGGCCAAAAACAGGCCCAGUGACAACCCACUCAUAAGCCACAUUUCGUCCAUCGACCAGCUAAACCGGAAGAUCUAUGGGCAGGAAUCUUGCUCCGAUAUCUUACAAAACAUCCCACAGAUAUACCGCUCUCUAACAGAGAAGCUUUGGCCAGGCCCCCUCACAAUAUUGCUGCCUGUACCGCAGCAGUCAACUCUGUCGAAACUAACCACUGCUGACCAACCCACUUUCGCAGUACGCAUACCGUCGAACCCUAUUGCCAGGGCCCUUAUUGCUCUCAGCGAUACUCCUAUCGCUGCACCCUCAGCUAAUCAAUCGACUCGUCCCUCGCCAACGCUCGCCUCGCAUGUGUUUCACGACCUGAAAGGACGCAUCCCUCUUAUUUUGGAUGGAGGUGCGUGCUCGGUAGGUGUUGAGAGCACCGUCGUGGACGGUUUGGUCUCUCCACCUCUCCUUCUGCGUCCUGGUGGCUUCACCUGGGAACAAAUCCGCUCGAUGGGUGGCCCGCAGUGGGUCGACUGUAAGGUUGAAAAUAAAAAGACUGUUAGUGAAGGCGAAAAGGUGCGGACUCCAGGUAUGAAAUAUCGCCACUACUCACCCCAAGCAAAAGUCAUCCUUUUUGCCCCACAAGAAGGGAGUGCACCUCUUGAGAAGCGCCUCGAAAAUGUCAAAAGCGUUAUAACAGACCACGCUCGUGAUGUUCGCGGAUUUGCGGUUUUGUCUUCUCUAACUUUUCCGGAUAACCUGCUUGAUGACCCCCAUGGAAUCUAUAGGUGCUUGGGAAGUUCGAAUACCGAAAUACAAGCUAACUUAUUUGCCUACCUGCGGCAAGUUGACGAAAUGCCGAAUAUCGACAUUAUUUUCGUUGAAGGAAUUGACGAAGAGGGGGAAGGGCUGGCAGUGAUGAACAGGCUUAGGAAAGCUGCUUCUAAUAAUGUAGUUUCAUUUUAA
This is a messenger RNA of Lachancea thermotolerans CBS 6340, 1206 nucleotides long. RefSeq names its product threonylcarbamoyladenylate synthase (gene SUA5). Gene Ontology annotation, molecular function: nucleotidyltransferase activity; tRNA binding; double-stranded RNA binding. Lineage: Eukaryota; Fungi; Ascomycota; Saccharomycetes; Saccharomycetales; Saccharomycetaceae. The record is from RefSeq and is a predicted model, not a curated record. Gene Ontology annotation, biological process: regulation of translational fidelity. The transcript has a single exon. Bases 1 to 1206 code for a protein of 401 amino acids. Gene Ontology annotation, cellular component: cytoplasm.